Messenger RNA from Anopheles stephensi (Asian malaria mosquito), 682 nucleotides. RefSeq lists its product as uncharacterized. The transcript is spliced from 2 exons. The record is from RefSeq and is a predicted model, not a curated record. Lineage: Eukaryota; Metazoa; Arthropoda; Insecta; Diptera; Culicidae. The coding region runs from base 138 to 485 and encodes 115 amino acids.
CCAGUUCCUCAGCAAAACCAAGACGUCUUCGGAACUUACUGGUGUGCUUACCGCCCCGUACUCUGAGCUAGAACGCAACGUUUGGUACUUCUGUACUGUAACCCACACACCAAACAACCGACUCCCCAUACUACACAAUGACUAAGUUCAUCUGUAUCGCACUGGUGCUGGUUUGCAUCGCGGUUUCCGCACAGGCCCAGUUCCGAACGAACGUGCAGUGCACCUCGUUCAACGAGUGCGUCUGCAAGCUGCCCACGAUUAUUGGUGCAGUGGCGGGUCGUGCUGCAACCGCUAACAUCCGCAACCCGGCCAACGGUGAGACGUACGUGCUGGACCUUUCCAGACCAUCGCAGGCCGUUACCGACUACUGCAACCAGCUGAAACAGGGACUUAAACCCGCCGUACCGUUCCGGGCAGUGAAUGCUUCCAAACUUGCCCAGGUUCAAGCUCUUCUGGCCCAACGUUUAGCUUCGAUGAGAGGUUAACAUUGGGGAACGGGGAUCAAGAUCUUGCUCGGCAAACAAUCGCACCUGUAUUACUGGAACACAUACGCUGGAACGAAAUACGCUACUACAUCAGCAAACACCAUAUCACCACUGAUCAUUGCCAAACCAUCGGCUAAGGUUAAUUAUUUCUAAUAAAGGAAUACCAUUGGCAUGGAUUCUUGAUUUAAAAAACGAUA